This is a messenger RNA of Centrocercus urophasianus (Greater sage-grouse), 3679 nucleotides long. RefSeq lists its product as uncharacterized. The record is from RefSeq and is a predicted model, not a curated record. The transcript is spliced from 14 exons. Lineage: Eukaryota; Metazoa; Chordata; Aves; Galliformes; Phasianidae. Bases 254 to 3448 code for a protein of 1064 amino acids.
GCGGCGGCGGUGCGUCCGGGCAGCCAGCGGCGGAUCUGAGCUGGGAAAUCCUUGUUCAAACCAUCCUCUUCUCAGUUGGAUUUUUGUGGGACCGCUGCUUUGCUCACUCCCUGGAGAAGUGCCUCUUGCAUCCAGGGCUCUCAUCCUGGUGCCCUGCAGUGGCCCAGCAGCAGUGUCCCUCUGUGCUGCUCUGGCUGUCAGAAGGACAGUUUUCUCCUCUAGGUCAGCACUGAAGCAAAUCCCGGCUAUCAUCAUGGGAGCUGUCUGGCUGGUUGGACUGAUGGGGCUUAUGUACAUCUGGUUUUCCAAAGUUGCUGCCCAGAGUCCCAUAAAAAGCCCCAGGGACCAGAAAACAGAGCACACCCUCUUGAUCAAUGAAAUCAACGCUGACACCCCAGGAGAGGACACUUCUGAGUUUGUGGAGCUCUAUCACACCAGUGGUCAAACAGCCCCUUUGGAUGGCUACUACCUGGUUUUCUACAAUGGCAAUGGAAACCAAGCCUACAAAGUUCUGAACCUCCAAGGCAAGGCUACUAACAGCCGAGGGUUCUUCCUCGUUGGCUCUGCCUCUGUGAAGCCAGCAAUAGUUAUUCCUAAGAACACCAUCCAGAACGGCCCUGACGCCAUCGCUGUGUAUUAUGGAAAAGGGAGCUACAAGGAAGGCAUGAGCGUCACAGGUAAAGGACUGGUGGAUGCCUUGGUGCAUAAGACGAAGAAGACAGACAGAGCGGAUACGCUGCUGGGGGUGCUGACCCCCGGCAGAGAUGCUUUGCUGGAGGACUCCACCUUCAGGUCUAUGGACGAGUCAAUCGAAAGGUGCCGUGGGGCGGGCGCUCAGUGGUUCUUCCAGGUGGCCGUGCCGACCCCAGGCACAGAUAACCACUGCGUCCUCACUCCUCAGCUGAACGCAUCCGCCGUCCUGAUCAGUGAGGUCCACGUUGCCUCUUCUUUGGAAGAUUCUGAGUUCAUCGAGCUCCAGGGUCCCCACUCCACCAUGCUGAGGGACGUCGUCCUGGUGCUGAUUGAUGGUCGGACCAAAGACAUUUAUUUCACUAUGGAUGUUUAUGGCAAGACUUCAUUGGAUGGGCUUCUCCUGAUCGGCCCAGCACAAAGUGAAAUCCCAGUGGACUUGGCAUUCCCAGAGAACUCCACUCAUCCUGUCCUCAGGGAUGGCCCCAAUGCCAUUGCUCUCUACAGAGGCAACAGCAGCAGCUUUGCUCCAGGAAAAGCAGUGACAACAGCUGGCCUGCUGGAUGCUUUCGUCUAUACGAGCACUGAGGGACCGAGCCCUGAGCUGCUGGACACCCUGACACCAGGCAGACCUGCCUAUAGGAGCGUGAGGCACCAGCUUGGAGAUGUGUCCAUGAGCCAGUGCAACUGCUGCUCAGUGACUCGGGACUCCUUGUCCUAUAUCCUCAGCAGACCCACCCCUGGCACAUUCAAUGAUUGCCCCAGCAGACGCUUCAGUCAGACUGUUUCCUUCUGCCUUCGUGUAGCAGAAUGCCAGGAGUGGCUCCCAAAGUCAGAAGAGAUCCUGGUGACUCUGGUGCAGGCCCUUGACAGAUCCUGCAGUUGUGGAGUUUUUCCAGCCUACUUCAAAGAUCUGAAGGCAGCCUGCCAGGACCAGGGGCUUGUGUUCACCACCCUGCUCACUGCAAAGUCAGAAGCCCAGCUGAGCAGCCUGCUGCUUGCCUUCCAGACCUUCCUGGAGAGCCCCAGGGCUCUGAGAUUUGAUGAAAGGAAUAUCACAGCAGAAAGCUCCUGCUUCAAGGAUAUCCCUGCUCCAGACUUGACCCCAGGCGCCCCAUCAGCGAUACCAAAAGGAACAGCAGAGCCCUCGAGACAAGCAGGCAAACUACUUAUCAACGAGGUGAACCCAGACAACCCAGGGGGAAGAGAAGACACGGAGUACAUUGAACUCUUCUACACUGGACAAACAUCCUUUGACCUCCAGGGAUACUGGUUGGUCCUCUACAAUGGCAAGACAGGACGGGCCUACCGGGUGCUGGAGCUGUCUGGACACCGCACAGACAGUCUGGGUUUCUUCCUGGUGGGAAGCAGCGCUGUGCGCCCAGCACCCAUGGUCAGGCUGCCCCCAAACACCAUCCAGAAUGGGGCGGACGCUGUGGCUCUCUACUACAGCAGCAGCACGCGCUACGUGCUGAACAUGGCUGUGACUGCCAAGGGGCUGGUGGACGCCGUGGUGUACACUUCCCGAGGGUCAGAGAAGGCAGAGCAGCUGCUCAAGGUGCUGGUGCCAGGGCAGGGCAUCCUGUAUGAAAAUGACUCACACAGCACAGAGGAUGAGUCCCUGAGCCGCUGCCACAGCCUGAGUGCUAGACAGCAGAGCAGCUUCCAGGUGACUGUGAUGACACCGCUCGAGGAGAAUGCCUGCAGCAGCCCCUCUGCACCAUCCACAGCCACCAUCCGCAUCAACGAGCUGGGCCUGGCGGGCGGUGGAACCGUCCACUUCGUGGAGCUGGAAGGGCAGCCAGGGGCCAGCCUAGCUGGGCUCAGCCUACUUGUCUUCAAGGGCCAGGAGGGCAAAGUGCAACGCAGCAUCACACUGAGAGGCAGCAUUGGGGCAUCAGGGCUGCUACUGCUGGGCAGUGAGCAUGGUGGGACAGAGUUGGCAUUCGAGGACAUCUCUGCUGCUAGUGAAGGCAUCAGCGCUAUUGCUCUGUACAGCACCAGUUUGGUUCCUGGUGCCAUGAAGGCAACAUCAGAGAACCUAGUGGAUGCUGUGGUGUUCACGUGCGGGCCGAGCACAGUGGGAGGACACCUGGACAUCCUCGGCCGGCUGUAUGCUGUGCCCUGCGGUUAUGACAGGUCCGUGUCCUUGAGCCGCUGCCCCUCCAGUGAUGCCAGCACAGAGCUGCAGUUUGCCAUCUCAGAGCCUACCCCUGGUCUGCAGAACAGCUGUCCUCAGGGCACCUUUGCCGUGGGUCUGGACCUGUGCUUCCUGAUACCCAAUUGCUCUGUGUGGAUCCUGAACCAUGAGAGGAUGCUGGAAAGCUUGAGGAAGGCCUUGGUGAGCUCUCUGGAGGAGAAAUGCUCCUGUGGUGUCUCUGAGCUCUACCUGCAAGAGCUGAACCUGACGUGUGUAGACUCUGUGGUGAAGAUCUCAGGUCGGAUGCAUGUUCCACUGCCAGAGCAGCAGCAGCCCGUGGAGAGCUGGUGCAAGGACCUCCUUGCCAGUCCCCACCGUUUUUCUGUGGAUGGAAGAGAGUUGGAAACCAGCCCUGAGUGUACGGCCCAAAGAAGCACGCCGGUGUCAUCGCAGAGCAGUUCCUCCCUCCACAGCUGGGAGAUUGCCCUGUUUGUCGUGGGAGCUCUGCUGCUCGCGCUCUUGCUGGUGGGCCUGGCGUUGCACUUCAUCAAAAGACGUUUCCAAAAUUACACCAACAUUGAAUUGAACGACUGCACUGAGAUGGCAGCAGACUUCUAAUGCUCCCAGGUACACCUACAGUGGCACAGCCACCACCACCAAGGCCAGGCUUGUGUCUGCAGGUGACAGACAAGCUGUCCAGCUCCCUCUUCCUCCAGGACCUGCAAAAUCCCAUGUGUGCAAAAUCCCAUAUGCAUAUGUGGGUACAUAUACAGGUGUAUGCACACACACACACACAUACAUACACAACAUGCCUGAACUAUUUUUACUCUUUUAAUUUUUUACCUCAAA